Molecule: messenger RNA, 649 nt
Organism: Octopus bimaculoides (California two-spot octopus)
Lineage: Eukaryota; Metazoa; Mollusca; Cephalopoda; Octopoda; Octopodidae
Cellular component (GO): extracellular matrix
Molecular function (GO): extracellular matrix structural constituent; protein binding
Source: RefSeq, a predicted model, not a curated record
CUUAGAAUUAUUCACUUGGUCGCUAGCCCAUGUCAGGCUAUAGACGGCGUUAUCGUAGAUUCUAGGAAUAUCCAGUGUUGCAUUAGACAUUUUGUUUUUUUUGCAGCACGGUUGCUCCUAGUUAGCUAGGACCCGGUGCAUUGUCGGGCCGUCAAUUCUAAUUCCUAUACAAAAACUGGAUCUAGGGAAUUUCUACUCUAUACCAUUAAUGAUGCAUUCUGUUUCUUGGUGGAGGGCAUGUGUUUUGUCUGUCCUCGUUCUCGGAUUGGGAACAGUGUCGUCAGGCGAUGAAGAAGUGACCGGUAAACUUGAAACAUCAAGCUGUUACUUUAGCGGACGUUUUUAUAAAGAUGGUGACACGUGGCAACAAGACAAAUGUACCCUCUGUACCUGUACAAAUGGUGAAAUGUCUUGUGACAUUCUUGAAGGUUGCAUAAAUGAUAAGACUUCAGCGGCUGAAGGCCCUGAUCAACAGACUGUCUACCGUUCUGGACCACCUGGAAACCAGGGAUCAGAAGGACUUCCAGGAAGACAAGGAGAGAGGGUAAGAAUUUAUUUUAUUCGUUUUUAUUUAGGUCCUAAUAAGUGUUUACCACCAAAUACAAAACAAUUAGAAUAUAUUUUUUUACUAUAAACACUAUUACAAAUG